This is a messenger RNA of Wickerhamiella sorbophila, 801 nucleotides long. Its product is annotated as Cell wall synthesis protein KNH1. Gene Ontology annotation, biological process: cell wall biogenesis; fungal-type cell wall organization; (1->6)-beta-D-glucan biosynthetic process. Bases 1 to 801 code for a protein of 266 amino acids. Gene Ontology annotation, cellular component: extracellular region. The transcript has a single exon. The record is from RefSeq and is a predicted model, not a curated record. NCBI's taxonomy places the organism in Eukaryota, Fungi, Ascomycota, Dipodascomycetes, Dipodascales, Trichomonascaceae.
AUGAUUUGGAUCACUUUUCUGGCUCUGCUGAUGCCAGUGUGGGCUACGUUCUUGCCUUCAGUAGACCAGUCGUCGUAUACUGCGUCGGAUCAAAUGACAGUCUCAUGGCAAGACGACGACCAGACGCCGCCCAUCAAGAGCUUCACAAAGGGUACGUUCAAAAUGUGCGCUAUCAUCUCGGGCGUGUUCGACUGCCCGGUCACGCUUGGGAAAUCUAUUUCCAUUUCCGGCGUCAGUUCAGAGACUUUCACCCUUUCCGACGUGUCCACCCAGGGCCCCUCGGGAUCCUACAUUUUGCAGCUUACCGGCGUUGCUCCCGACGGCUCCUAUGUUGUGACCUACUCGCUUAAUUGGUUCCGCGUGACUGGCUUCACCGGUACUGGUCUUGCGUUGGCUGGAAGCACCCCCAACAACCAGUAUUCCGUCGCAUCUUCCCAGGUUUCUUGGACUUACUCUAUGGGGCCUCUGCCGGCGUCAUUGUCAUACGUCGUAUCGUCUUGGCAGAUCCCCUACACCUUUCAAAGUGGGCCUGAGCGUUGGGCUCCGUUCCAGAUGACUCCUGGUUCUACGGUCACCAAACCCAUGACUCUUACUCGUCGAUUCCCCACCUCAUACUACUCGACUUACACGACCAUUAUCAACACGUUGAUGCCCUAUACUACGCACACUCCUGGUGCUAGCACAUCGCCCACGCUAUUCUUCAACUAUGCACCCACGGCUACCGUGGGUUAUAGCGGUGUCAAACCGUCUAAAAUCACGGCCACACUAAAAGCGAAUAAACGUCGGAGAUGGAUGGAUUGA